Messenger RNA from Rubroshorea leprosula, 1107 nucleotides. Lineage: Eukaryota; Viridiplantae; Streptophyta; Magnoliopsida; Malvales; Dipterocarpaceae. The record is from the annotation of a GenBank genome assembly.
AAAACCCAAUUCUCACACCUUUUUAUACUAAGUAAACAACUCAUCCAGAAUCUAAAAACACUAAACUGCUUUACACACUACAUGCACUUCACUACUCCAUUCACCAACCGCAAAAGUUUGAAGUUAGAGAGUUUGAUUCUUGAUUCUUUUCACAUGGAUGUCUUUUCUCAGUACUUUGUUUCGUCACCCAUGUCUGUUUCGCCACCCAUGUCUUUGUCACCCAAUUCCGACAGUAGCGGGUCUCGUCCGGCGAAUUAUUCUGAUGAAGAAGUAAUGUUGGCUUCCAGCCACCCGAAGAGGAAAGCGGGGAGGAAGAAGUUUAGGGAGACUCGGCACCCGGUGUACCGAGGUGUGAGGAGGAGGAAUUCCGGGAAGUGGGUGUGCGAAGUGAGGGAGCCGAAUAAGAAGUCGAGAAUCUGGUUGGGGACUUUUCCCACAGCGGAGAUGGCAGCGCGAGCUCACGAUGUGGCGGUAUUAGCCUUGAGGGGGCGAUCAGCGUGUCUUAAUUUCGCGGACUCGUAUUGGCGAUUGCCAGUACCGGCGUCAAGUGACCCAAAGGAGAUCCAGAAGACAGCAGCAGAGGCGGCGGAGGCAUUCCGGCCAGUGGAAGGGAACUCAGGGGAUGAAAUGAAGCCGACGGAGAAUGUGGAGUCGGGAACAAGUGGAGUAUCGGGAGAUUUGUUUUACAUGGAGGAGGAGAUUUUUGGGAUGCCAGGACUGAUUGCAGACAUGGCGAAAGCGAUGAUGCUGCCACCGCCCUACUACAUGUACAAUGCCGACGAAGUGGAAUUAGAUAACACUGAUGUGUCAUUGUGGAGUUACUAAAUUUAAGUUAGUGCUAGAGAUGCAUUAGAUUGGUUUUUAUUAGACAUUGUUCUGGUCCGUACUUAUAUUUUUUGACAAGUACGGUCACUAUUGAAUAAGCCUAUUGAAUAAGCAAGGAACUGAAUUGUAUGAGUGAAGUUCUAAGCAAAGGUUUGGCCCGUUUGAGUAGAUCUUCUUGAAAAUGAAGUCGAGGAAAUAAUUACUCAGAGUUAGAGUUAGAGGUGUGUUUAGAUUAAUUGUUUAAAUUCAGUUGACAGUUUAUCAUAAAUAUUUAAGGAUUAA